AUGCAACAACGUCGUGAAGAAAUCCUGGCCAAGAAGGCAAAGCUCGCAGAACUCAAGCGGCAGAGGGAGCUCCGAGCAAACCAAGCAACAGCAACUCGCCAGAGCAUAGGCAGCCCCAGCGAGCUCAUCGCACCACAACCGGGGCGUGGCGACAACCGCCGCGAUAUCGAAGCUCUGAUCAAUACCCUCGUUGGAGAAAGCCGCCCUGGAUCCACGACCACAGGAGGCGCGGCAUCGCCGGCGCAUAGGGGCAGCCGGCCCAACAGUGUGCUGUCAGCUGGGGAGAUUAGCAACGAAACAUCGGAAGUCGCCAUAGCAUCUGCAUUGCAGCCCGCGCCCCCGCCUCCUCCUCCUCCGCCACAGGUUCUCACGACUAUACCUUUGACCACCGUCUUUGAAUGCCCACCUUCACCUGUCAAGGAGAUCUUCUCCUACAGCAAGGGGGUACAGACUACCGAAGAAUGGACCUUACCGAGCCGUCCUCAGGUUGACGCUGUGUCGGACGACGAGGAUAUUCCCGGCACCACCUCCACGCCCAGCAAGCGGAUGAGCAGGAAGGAGCGUGAUCGGGAGGAGGAACUGCGCCAGAAUAUAAGGAGAGAAGUUGAGGAAGAAUUGAAGGCGACGAGAGAGUCUCUUCAAGAGGGUGCACCGCAGCAGGACCUACCAUCAACAAACUUUCCACUGCGGAAGCUGACCGAAGAAGAGCAGAAUGCUGUGCUGGUUUCUCCUGAGUUUGCAGACUUCCUGGAUAAGUCUAGCAAGGUAAUUGAGAGGGCCAUCGACGAAGAGUUUGACAUUUUGGUGGAUUACGCUCAACAUGGGCAAGAUGUGGACGACGAUGACGACGAGAGUGGCAAUACCGGAGGCAAGGGAAGGCACAGAGUCAAGGAGGUCGCCCAAUUCUAUGAUGAGAGGUGGUCAAAGAAGCGAAUGAUCAGCAGCAUCGACUUCUCACCACAUUUUCCUGGUCUAGUACUGGCAUCAUACACGAAGAACCCUUCAGCGCCACACGAUCCUGAUGGCUUGGUGCAAGUUUGGAGCCAUGCGAUGCACGACAGGCCAGAAUUCGUUUUUCAUGCCCAAUCCGACGUGCUGACCGCCAAAUUCUCGCCAUAUCAUCGGAACCUGAUUGUUGGAGGAUCCUACAGUGGUCAGGUCCUUCUUUGGGAUACGAGAGCGAAAUCGGCGCCUGUACAAAAGACGCCACUGACAGGCUACGGCCAUACGCAUCCCAUUUAUUCGGUCGAUAUAGUCGGCACUCAAAACGCCAAUAAUAUCAUUUCGUGCUCGACGGACGGCAUCGUUUGUGGAUGGAGCAUGGAUGUCUUUGCACAGCCACAAGAGACUCUCGAGCUCAAGGCACCACCAUCGUACAAGAUUGACGACGUCAGCCCGACCUGUUUGGCCUUCCCCCAGGCAGAUCCCACGUUCUUCUUGGUGGGUAGCGAGGAAGGCUCCAUCUUUCCUUGCCACAGGUACGAUAGAGCCGGCGCCAAGGCUGGCAUUGAUGCCCGGUUCAGCUACAAGGGACACACGGCGCCGGUCAUGUCGGUCGACUUCCACCCUGCCCGUGGCCCCGUCGAUCUCGGCGACCUGGUCCUGUCGUCUUCUCUGGACUGGAGCGUGCGCCUGUGGAAGGUCCGUGCCCCUGCUGCGACAUCAACAGCGGGAGGCGAGGGCACCGUGUCGCCGCUCAUCGACUUUGUUCGUGAGGACGUGGUCUACGAUGCGAAGUGGUCGCCCAUCAAGCCUGGUGUCUUCUCACUCGUCGACGGCGCUGGUUGGCUUGAACUCUGGGACAUCACAGUCGAGACGGAAGAGCCUGUUGCCAGGAUAUCGCCCAGCGCUCGCAAGGAUGGAAGGACCAUGCUUUCGAAGAGCUUGAACAAGGUAACAUGGGAGCCUUCGGAGGGCAAGCGCCUGGCGACGGGUGGCAUCGAUGGAGCUUUGACUGUGUUUGAGGUCGCUUCUGGCCUCGGUGGUACGGACGAUCUGAAAGCAGAAGAGUGGACAAAUGUCAAGAAACUGGUGAACCGAGUGGAGGCCGUUGGCGCCAACGGUAUCGUGUCAGCGUAG
Messenger RNA from Verticillium nonalfalfae, 2079 nucleotides. RefSeq lists its product as uncharacterized. Lineage: Eukaryota; Fungi; Ascomycota; Sordariomycetes; Glomerellales; Plectosphaerellaceae. The coding region runs from base 1 to 2079 and encodes 692 amino acids. Gene Ontology annotation, cellular component: cytoplasmic dynein complex. Gene Ontology annotation, molecular function: dynein heavy chain binding; dynein light chain binding. Gene Ontology annotation, biological process: transport along microtubule. The record is from RefSeq and is a predicted model, not a curated record. The transcript is spliced from 2 exons.